Aureobasidium namibiae CBS 147.97 is the source of this 1971-nucleotide messenger RNA. RefSeq lists its product as uncharacterized. Gene Ontology annotation, molecular function: ubiquitin binding. The record is from RefSeq and is a predicted model, not a curated record. Lineage: Eukaryota; Fungi; Ascomycota; Dothideomycetes; Dothideales; Saccotheciaceae. The transcript has a single exon. The coding region runs from base 1 to 1971 and encodes 656 amino acids.
AUGAGUCUGCCAUCACUCGCUUCAUAUCCACCUGCGCAAGUUCGCAAGGAUCUGGGACCCGUCGAGUGGGAAGCAUGUCUUGAUGCUUGGUUGUCACUUUCAGCCCUUUACUUGCGUCUCGGAAAGGCAGAAUUCGAAUCAGCAGCUCGGAACGAGCAACCUUUGGUUCCCUUUUUAACAUCUUAUUAUCGAGUAUCAGCUCAAGACCGCCAACAGCAUGGACAAACCCAGGGCAAGGAGCACACUCUGCGGAAGACUUGCUUCAUUCUCACUCAUAGGAUUCUGUUGACAACUUCUAACCCUCCGGCUCCUCUGCUUCAAUGGGACUUUCUCUCGGACUUUAGCCAUGUCUAUAUGAAGACACAAAGCCUGGAUUUGCUACUGCAGAAGCUCUGGCGUAAUAGGCAUACUGAUUUGAAUCGUUCUCUCCAAAACUUCUUGUCGACGACCAUCAAGCAACUUGAAUCAUCGAAUCCUGAUGUAGCAGAGCCGAGUGUGAAACGCAUCGUCCCUCUCCUUUUCUCUUCUCAUGAGGCUGGUGCCAUCGUUUUGACAAGUUCUGAACUUGUUGACGCUAUGUCAACGGCAUAUCCGAAAAGCUCACCUGAAUUGCACAAAUCUCUAGUGUCGGUCCUGUACUAUGGUCUUCUUUCCUUGACAAAAGGUGACAAACCAAACUAUUCUCUCCUGUUCGACCAUCUUUACGGCCUCAAGAACCAGGCUGGCAAUUCUGAAGUUUCAAUUUUGGCAGAUCUGGUUACCAACACCUCUCUGUUGUCCAAACUAAGGACAACUAUUACUGGAAAGAACGCAGAGCGAGCACAGGGUCUGGCAAACACUCUUUCGUCAUUACUCUCACCCUCAAUCGCAAGGCCUAAAAAAGCACACAAAGUCAACAAAGGGAAAGGCAAAGCGACCGCAGAUGAAUUUGGUCAUGGUGCUGUAUCAGCAGAGCAACACGUUCACCGAGUGGGCUUUAUAUCACAAAUACAGGAUCUGUUCCCGGACCUUGGUUCAGGCUUUAUCGCCAGACUAUGGAACGAAUAUCACGAUGAUCCGGAGCAAGUGACUGCCCUCCUUCUCGACGACUCACUACCUGAUCAUCUACGGUCGCUUGAUCGAACUGAAGAACUGUCGUAUUCGAAGGCAGAUGCUCAAGAGACGGAACAACAGAAAAUAGAGCAUUUGGCACCGCGCAGUACACCGCCUCCACAACGCCGGAACGUCUUUGACGAUGACGAAUUCGACAGGCUCGAGGUGGAUGCUUCCCAUCUGCACCUCGGCAGGAAGAACGCAAACCUUACUGCUGACGCUCUGUUGGAAGACAGAAGCGCUGCACCCGCAAAGAGUGCGAUUCUCUCCGCUUUGGCUGCAUUCGACUCGGAUGAUGACGAACGUGACGAUACCUAUGAUGAAGCAGAUGUAGGAGGAUACGUCGAUGCUGCCAGACCAGAUGGCGAGGAAUCAAGAGAAACAGAUCUCGGAAACCAGGGAGAGAACGAGGAAGCUUUGUUCCGCGCGUGGCGUAUGGAUAGAGGAGUGUUUGAACGAUCGUCAGACGUUCGUCGCAGCUCUGCUCGUGCUGCGCUCAAAAGCGAAACUGGCAUGCAGGACGAGGCUAUCGAAGGCUGGGCAGUCAUGCUCGGCCGUGAUCCGAGACGCCUCAAGAGACUGGAAGCAAGAUUCUCUGCUUUCAGUGGCGCGCAACCAGAAUUGGAAAGGACUGCAUACAGGGACAGUGAAGCCACGGAAGACUCGGACAACGGAGCUGGUGGGAGAGGUGGCAGAGGAGGCCGCGGAAGGGGCCGUGGUGGACGCGGACGUGGCAGAGGCGGUAGAGGUGGUGGUAACCCAGCUGGGCCUCCUAGCGAGGGUAAUACUCAGGCUGCUAGACAACGAAAAGAGGCACGUGGGUCCAAUCGCAGGGAAGGAAGAGCUAGGAAGAUGGCUAGAGCGGGCUUCCCUGGCUAG